Molecule: messenger RNA, 1907 nt
Organism: Oncorhynchus kisutch (coho salmon)
Lineage: Eukaryota; Metazoa; Chordata; Actinopteri; Salmoniformes; Salmonidae
Gene: riok2
Product: RIO kinase 2 (yeast)
Exons: 10
Coding region: 140-1693 (517 amino acids)
Biological process (GO): maturation of SSU-rRNA; protein phosphorylation
Cellular component (GO): cytosol; preribosome, small subunit precursor; nucleus
Molecular function (GO): ATP binding; protein serine/threonine kinase activity
Source: RefSeq, a predicted model, not a curated record
AGGACGUGACGUAGUAUUAGACGAUGGUAACGUCUUAGAUACUUUACUUCCGGGUUGCACAUGCGUUUACAGCAGGAUGCGUAGUAUCUCAGCAAAUUAACACAAUAUUCAAGGGGUUAGAACAAAUUACAGUGGUAAUAUGGGCAAAUUAAAUGUUGUAGUUUUGAGGUAUCUGUCCAGAGAUGACUUCCGUGUCCUCACAGCGGUUGAGAUGGGGAUGAAAAACCAUGAGGUAGUUCCAGUCAGCCUCAUAUCCUCCAUCGCCAGCCUGCGUCACGGAGGCUGCAACAAGAUCCUCAGAGAGCUCGUUAAGCACAAAAUAGUGGCCUACGAGCGUACUAAGAUGGUACAUGGCUACCGUCUGAACUAUGGGGGCUAUGACUACCUGGCUUUGAAGACGUUCUGCUCUAGAGAAAUACUCCUUUCUGUCGGGAACCAGAUGGGAGUUGGGAAAGAGUCAGAUAUCUACAUCGUGGCCAGUCCAGAGGGGGAGCAGUACGCGCUGAAGCUCCACAGGCUGGGGAGGACCUCCUUCAGGAACCUGAAGAACAAGAGAGACUACCACAAACACAGGAAGAACAUGUCCUGGCUUUACCUCUCACGCCUCUCGGCCAUGAAGGAGUACGCCUACAUGAAGGCCCUGUACGAACGAGGGUUUCCUGUCCCUAAGCCCAUUGACUAUAACAGACACGCUGUGGUUAUGGAGCUCAUCAAUGGAUACCCACUCUGUCAGGUGCGUGAGCUGGAAGACCCGUCCUCCAUGUACAAUGAUGUCAUGGAGCUGAUAGUGAAGCUGGCCAAUCAUGGCCUGAUCCACGGGGACUUCAAUGAGUUUAACCUGAUGCUGGACGACCACGAUCACGUGACCAUGAUCGACUUCCCCCAAAUGGUGUCUACCACACACUUCAAUGCAGAGUGGUAUUUUGACCGGGAUGUCAAAUGUAUACGAGAUUUCUUUGCCAAAAGAUACAAUUAUGAGAGUGAGCUGUACCCAACCUUCAAAGACAUCAGACGUUCCGUUUCUCUGGACGUUGAGAUCUCAGCCAGCGGCUUCACCAAAGACUUUGAGAGAGACGCAGCAUUGCUUGAUCCUAAAGGACCAGAUGGAGAGGAGGACGAGGGAGAGGAGGACGAAGGAGAGGAGGACGAAGGAGAGGAAGAGGAGGAUAUGGAGAAUACAAUGGACAAGGAGGAGUAUAGGCAUGCUAUAUUGGAACUGGAGGGGCUCAAAGUCAGUGACACAGAGAUACACACUGAGACAGGAAACAAGGAUGGAGAGAGAGACCCAGGGAGAGGGGGAGGAGAACAGAGAGCGACUGAUCCAGAGGCUGUGAUGGGUGGUCUUGGUGAAGAGAGGGAAAAGGAGGAAGAGGAUGUGUGUCCUGAGCUGGUCGACCUCUCCUCCUCCAACAGAGAAUUCAAACCUUUCAGAGACUCAGACAGCCUGCUUCAUGUGGUUGAGCACAGCAGGAGGAGGACGGACAGUGAGGCUACCGCCGGCAGUGUAGGCAGCUGCUCUACUAUACCACUGGAGGUGGUUCGUGCAAAGGUGCGGAGACAGCUUAGUAAGCAGCAGAAAGCAGCUCAGAGGAGACGACUGAUAAAGGGAGAAUCUAACCUGGUCACUGCAGAGAGGAGAGAGAAUCAGAGUAACAUCAAAUCUAGUCUGGAGACUGAUGGCUUCUGGGGCUGAGAGGGACAUACGUAAUGGAGUGCGAGUCAAGUGUGUGUGAGUACCUGGUCACGAGGACAACAGAACAUGAUGAGAACAUGAACCACAUUGGCGAUGAGAGGAAAGGGGCCCUGUUGGAAGAAGGCCUCUCUCCCAGCGACGAGCCCCCAGCGUUGGGUCAUGUUUUGUAUCUACUGCAGUGUGAAUACUUUCAAUAAAGAUAACUUUAAUAUGA